Paramisgurnus dabryanus is the source of this 2600-nucleotide messenger RNA. NCBI's taxonomy places the organism in Eukaryota, Metazoa, Chordata, Actinopteri, Cypriniformes, Cobitidae. The record is from RefSeq and is a predicted model, not a curated record.
GCUUAAGCUGAUGAUCGUUGAUUCUAAAAGGCUGUGCUAACAGUACUGAAUAUAGGAUUUUUUUGCAAUAUGUAUCUAACGUAGAACAAACAUUGUAACUGAAAAUAACCCAGCAUACAUUUAUCUUUGAAUCUGCGCUCCAGUAAACGAUGACAAUGGAAGCUGGAGGACAAAGGCGCGGACGGGAGUACUGGUGGACAGCUCUGUGUUUCUCUUUACUGCUAAGAAUCGAACCGCGGGUUUCAGCUCAGAUCAGAUAUUCUGUUCCAGAGGAAAUGAAGGAAGGAUCUGUCGUAGGAAAUAUUGCUAAGGAUUUGGGUCUUGAUGUAAGUUCACUGGUGGACAAACGCGUUCGUAUUGUUUCUGGAUUAAAUGACGCAUUCUUUCAGCUAAACCAACAAAAUGGCAUCUUGUAUGUGGAUAAGCAUAUCGACAGGGAAGAUAUAUGUGAUGGAAAUAGCGCCUGCGUGAUAAAUUUGAAAGUAGUCGUCGAAAAACCGCUCGAGGUCCAUUAUGUGGAAGUUGAAAUAACAGAUGUGAAUGAUCACUCCCCGUCUUUCAGCGAUAAAGACUUCUCUCUGGAGGUUUCAGAAAACACAGUAACCGGAACACGAUUUGAGCUUCAAACUGCUAGAGAUUUGGACGCCGGUGUUAAUUCAGUUCGGUUUUACCAGCUGAGUAAAAAUGAGCAUUUUGAUCUGGAAAUGAAAGAUAGUGUGUACGGAGAUAAAAAUCCUUUCUUAGUAUUACAAAAAUCAUUAGACAGAGAAACUGCUGAAAUACACAGGUUACUAUUAACUGCAACAGACGGUGGAAAUCCACCAAAAUCAGGCGUUCUUAAUAUAACUGUUUUCGUUUUGGAUGUAAACGAUAACCGUCCAAUUUGUAAUAGUGAUGCUUUCACUAUAACUUUGCGAGAAAAUGCAAUUAUUGACACUGUGGUAACCAUUAUAAACGCAAGUGAUGCUGAUAGUGGAGUGAAUGGUGAAGUUGAAUAUACAUACGGUAGAAACAUGAAACCUAAAAUACGGGAGAUAUUUCAAUUAGAUCGGAUGACUGGUAAAAUACUUGUUAAAGGCCUGAUUGACUUCGAAGAAAAUGAUAUUUACAGUCUGAUGAUAAGGGCAUCGGACAAGGGCAUUCCUCCUCUGAGCACCGACUGUCAGCUUAUCAUUAAAGUGGAAGAUGUGAAUGACAAUAAGCCAGAAAUACAAGUAACAUCUCUUUCAAAUGUAGUUUCGGAGGAUGCAAAAAUUGGAACGGUUAUUUCUCUUAUAAGCGUGAGUGAUAAAGAUUCUGGAAUUAAUGGUAAAGUUGUAUGUACCCUUUUUGACAAUGUGCCAUUUGAGUUAAAACAGUCUGUUCAGGAUAAUAUGUAUUCUCUUGUAACGAAAGAACGCUUAGAUCGUGAGCGAGUGUUUGAAUAUGAUAUUAAAAUCAUGGCAACAGAUUUAGGCAACCCUUCUCUUUCAGCCUAUAAAACUAUGCUUGUACAGGUGUCAGACGUAAAUGACAACUUCCCAGAAUUUUUUACAAAUCCUCUCGAGCUAUACAUGUCAGAAAACAAUGCUCCAGGCGCGUCUAUAUUUUUCGUCAGUGCCUUCGACAAAGAUCUUAAUGAAAAUGCUGCCAUAGCAUAUCAGAUUAUUAGAGGUGGAGGGACGCAGAAUGACAUGGCAUCUGUUCUAAACAUAAAUUCUGAAACUGGCGUAAUUUAUGCACUCAAGACCUUUGACUUUGAAAUUAUAAAAAAGUUUCAGUUUCACGUGCUCGCUACAGACUCUGGAUCUCCAUCUCUGAGCAGUAAUGUGACAGUGAAUGUGUUUAUUCUGGAUCAGAACGACAACGUCCCAGUGAUCUUAUAUCCAGUGAGCGCUAACGGUUCUGCUCAGGGUGUGGAGGAGAUUCCACGCAAUGUGAACGCAGGUCAUUUAGUGACUAAAAUCAGAGCCUAUGACGCCGAUAUCGGAUACAACGGCUGGUUAUUAUUUUCACUGCAAGAAGUUAGUGAUCACAGUCUGUUUGGUUUGGACCGCUAUACAGGACAGAUAAGAACCCUUCGCUCAUUCACAGAAACAGACGAGGCCCAGCAUAAACUGGUCAUACUGGUGAAAGACAAUGGGAACGUUUCUCUCUCAGCAACAGCGACUGUGAUUGUGAAAGUUGUGGAGCCCAAAGAGGCUUUUGCAGCUUCUGAUGUUACAAACGCAGUGAAAGACGAGGAGGAAAACAACGUGACGUUUUAUUUGAUCAUCACAUUGGGCUCUGUGUCAGUGCUUUUUAUCAUCAGUAUCAUCGUGUUGAUUGCAAUGCAGUGCUCUAAAUCUUCAGACUAUUCGUCUAAGUAUCUACAAGAUGUGAAUUACGACGGGACUCUGUGUCACAGCAUUCAGUACAGAUCUGGAGACAAACGGUACAUGCUAGUUGGACCCAGAAUGAGUGUCGGUUCUACUCUAGCACCUGGCAGUAAUAGGAAUACUCUAGUGAUACCAGAUCGCAGGAGGAGAGAUUCUGGAGAGGUAAGAAUUAAUUUUAAAAUAAAGUUUUCUUUAUUAUCUUGCAACAGUUUUCUGAUGUGUUGCUUGCUUGACAUUAUAUAG